Messenger RNA from Onthophagus taurus, 773 nucleotides. The record is from RefSeq and is a predicted model, not a curated record. Lineage: Eukaryota; Metazoa; Arthropoda; Insecta; Coleoptera; Scarabaeidae.
UUAAAAAAUGUUUGUUUCAGAUUAUUUGAAGAACACGCAGAACUAUUGGAAUUAUUCACAAAAUUUAAAGAACUCAAAACUAAAGAAGAUCAAGCGAAUAGUCUGGAACUUCACGAACACGCCACAACGGUGAUGAGAACAUUGGAUGAAGGAAUAAAGGGUUUGGAUAAUUUGGAUGCGUUUUUUGAAUAUCUUCACCAAGUUGGUGCUUCGCAUAGAAGAAUACCAGGUUUUAAAGUGGACUAUUUUUGGAAAAUCGAACAACCUUUUUUGGAAGCUGUUAAAACAACGCUCGGAGAUAGAUACACGGAAAAUGUGGAAAACAUCUACAACAUCACGAUUAAAUUUAUCAUAAAAACGCUGGUCGAGGGUUAUGAUAAUGCUAAUAAGACAACGUGAAACCAGAACGUCACAAGUUAAACGAAAUACAAAAAGAAGCAAAAAUGGAGAAUUAAACGAAAAUAUAAAGAGUGUCUGUCCAUCGUAUUCCGAUUAAUAAAAAAAUUGUAAAUUGUAAAAGAUAAACAAAAAAAUGUUGUAUAAGACCAAUGAUCAUAUCAAACAACAUCUGAUGUGUGUAAUCUCAAAGAGAUAUAUGUAUAUGUUUUUUUUGUAAUAACUUGUCAGUGAAGUGUGUUCAUAAAGGCAAAUUAAGCCUACACCAUUUCAAAGAACUGUAUUUAGUAAUUUAAGGAUUGCGUAAUUAACUGUAUACAUGUAAUAAGUAAUCUUCUUAAUGUGAUGAACGUUAAUAAAGAUGUAUUAAGCUUCCA